AUGAAGUUUGGAAAGACGUACAUGGAGACCAUGGCCGACCCAUCGUUCCCAAAAGAGUGGAGGCAGGGUGCCAUCGAGUACAAGCAUCUCAAGAAGCUCAUCAACGGCGUCGUUGCGGAGCUCGAGUCGCUCGGCCUGGGCGCCGACGUCCUCCGCGAGCUGCUGGUGCCCCACGUCGAGGCGCUCAACGAAAGGACCUCGGACGACUCUGGCCCAGACUCGAAGCGGGCGCCGCGCUCGUCGGCUCGCCGCGACGCUUCCCGCUCCGUCUCGCCACGCCGCGACUCGUCGGCCGAGGGCAGGGCCACUGGCGGAUCGCGGCGCGAGUCGCAGCAGAGCAGCCUGGCCGACUGCGACACCCCCGGCAACGACUCGCUUUCGCCCGUCUCCGAGGAGCUCGAUCCGCUCGAAACCGAGCCGCAGCAGCAGACGCCCGCCGAGAGGUGGCUCAGCAACUUUUCCGCCGAAAAGAUCCGCCGCCCUUCGUUGACCGGCGCAGCGACCAAGGCCUCGGCCGACUCUGCCGCGGCCCGCCUGAGGCGCGAGGAGCUGGGCAGCAUGGAGAGGAGCAACUCGUACGACGCCGACAUCGACGGCGACGCCUCGUCGUCGACAUCCGGCGCGCUGCCCAGCCGGGUGGCAGGCCCGAGCCGGCUGUCGGUGCCUGCCCCGUCGCAUCCCAAGGCGAGGCGCUCCAGCCACGCUGCCGGCGAGCGUGCGGCGGUCCGGCUCGCCAGGCUCAGCCUCAGCGAGGCGCACGACGGCGCCAACUCGGGCGACGACGACUUUGAGGAAGAGGCCGGCCCGCUCGAGGGCGCAAAGUGGUCCGGACUCGGCCGCAAGGACCUGUCAGCCAUGCGGGCGCGGAGGCACAGCACGGCGGACGGCCCAGACUCGGUGUCGAGGCCGAGGCGGAGCGAGCCGAGCCCGGGCCGGCACGACUGGGGCGCCCAAAAGUGGCGCAACGCGCCCCGCCCGACGUGGGACUCGGAUGCCGAGCGGAAGGCGGCGGCAGCGGCCCCCGGCCCCCUGCGCUGGGUCGAGGGCAAGGCCGGUCGGCGAGCGCGGGCAGAGUACGAGCUCGGCGGCACGCCAGAGCACCCGGUGCCGCGGAUCCGGCUGUUUAUCGAGUCGCCACUGUCGUCCGACGUCGAGGAGCUGCCGGAAGCCGAGGCUCGGGCCGAGGCCGAGGCCGAGGACGAGGACGAGAGCGCCGAGGGCGAUCUGGGGUCGCGCAUCGUCGAGCUGCCACCGUCGCCGCGGCUGCGCUCGUCAUCGAUCCCCGAAAACGGGCCAGAGGGCGAGAGCGCCGAGGAGAAGCAGGUGCGGCAGUCUGCGAUCCGCAAGCGGCGUGGCGUGCGGUCGCGCGAGAUUGUCAUUCCGCUCACGGCCGACACCGAGUUCCUCGACACGCUGACGGGCGCCCUGCAGAACCUGAGCAACAUCCAGGGGGCGCAGCACGAGACGUUUGUCGCCGAGACCGAGUCGCUCUGCACCGCCGUCGCGCGCGCCUCGAGCCCGUACGCCACCAAGAACGACCUCUACGUGUGGCGCGAGAUCUUCAGCCUCUGGGUCGACUUCCAGAUCUUUGAGAGCCAGCGCGAAAAGGACCGCGGCGAGCUGAGCGUCGACGAGAGCGAGGCGCGCCUCAAGCGCUUCACCGGGGAGCUGGCCAAGCGCGGGUGGAUGGCCACCCCCGGCGAGUCGGUGGCCAACGCCGCCGGCGGUGCGGGCAAGGUCAAGGGCCGGCUGAUCAAGCGCAAGCUGGGCAGCGGGCCGAGCAGCCAGGGCCUCAGCAGCGCCGCCAGCGCCCAGGCGAUCGAGGACUUUCUCAAGCUCAACUUUGCCCUGCUCGACGUGAAAAAGUUCCAGCGCGUCAAUGUCGAGGCGGCGCGCAAGAUCCUCAAGAAGCACGACAAGCGCACCGCGCUGACGGCGAGCAACGACCUGCGGACGUUUAUGGCGCAGCGCGAGGCGAUGCAGCGCCGGCUCGGCGGCGCUGCGGGUGGCGGUGGCAGCGGGAUGGGCAUCGUCGAGCUGCCGGCGUCGGCGCUGCUGCCGACAAUGACCGACGCGGCGUCGUCGAUGGGCGCGCUCACCUCGACGGCGGCGCACCCUUCGCUGGCGGCGCUGCUGCCGUCGAGCACGACGGGCCUGCUGUCCGAGUCGCUGCCGCACAUCCUCCUCUCGCUGCUCUCGACGACGCUGCUGCCGAUCCUGCCGUCGGUCGACGACUACAGCUGCGCCAUCUGCACCUCGGUGGCCUGGCGGCCCGUCCGGCUCGACUGCAGCCACCUCUUCUGCAUCCGCUGCCUCGUCAAGCUGCAGAAGCAGGGCAAGUCCGACUGCCCGCUCUGCCGCUGCCCGGGCGCCGUGGCCAACGCCGACGGCCGCAACAUGGACGAGGCCGCCGUCAACUUCCUCCGCACCUGGUUCCCAAAGGAGGUCGAGGAGAAGAACUCGGAAAACGAGUCGGAGCGCCACCGCGAGGAGAUGGAGGAGAUGGGCCUGCGCGAGUCGGACAAGUGUGUCAUCUGUUAG
Molecule: messenger RNA, 2541 nt
Organism: Pseudozyma flocculosa PF-1
Lineage: Eukaryota; Fungi; Basidiomycota; Ustilaginomycetes; Ustilaginales; Ustilaginaceae
Exons: 4
Coding region: 1-2541 (846 amino acids)
Molecular function (GO): metal ion binding
Source: RefSeq, a predicted model, not a curated record